Taeniopygia guttata (zebra finch) is the source of this 2451-nucleotide messenger RNA. It is a transcript of the gene CCDC78, whose product is annotated as coiled-coil domain containing 78. Gene Ontology annotation, cellular component: cytoplasm. NCBI's taxonomy places the organism in Eukaryota, Metazoa, Chordata, Aves, Passeriformes, Estrildidae. The record is from RefSeq and is a predicted model, not a curated record.
CCUUUUCCUAUCACUCUUGGUUCUUGUAAAAAGUCUCUCUCCCUCUCUCCUGUCAGCCCCCAGAGCACUGGAAUGUCCCUGCACUGGGGCUGGAAGCCAUCCCUGCAGCAGGUGUGGCAGUGGUCCCUCACAGGGGCUGGUUCCCCUCCCUGGCUGCCCUGGGGAUGUUCCUCAGCUCCUUGUUCCAGUGUCUGCUGUGGGCUGAGCUGGGAAUACAGAAUCCUCCUGGGAAGCACCAUUGCUUUGCCUCCAGCAGCUCCCAGGGUGGCUGAAAGGUUUGGAGCCACCUUAAAAUCCAGGUGGAAGCCUCUGGUAACCAGAGUUGGUAGCAACAGCGCUGGAGCUCCUGGGAGAGGCUCCUUAGAGCUCCUUCCUUGGCUUCUCAGUCGCUCUGGCCAGCCCUGUGAGAGCCCCUGGCCCCUGAGCACAUGGAUCUUGCAGAGAAUGAGGAGGUGCAGCUGGAGGACACCAAGCAGGAGAUGCAGCAGCCUGGAGACCCACAGGAGGAGAUGGACAAGCUGCCUGGCCCCAGGACAGACUUCCCAGCCAGGAUGGUCCUCAGUGAAGAGGAAAAACUGAAGAUUUCCAGAGACCUCGUGGAUCUCCAGAUAGAGACAAACAAAAUGAAGGAGCGUUAUGAGACUGAGAACUUCCAGCUGAAAACCCAGAUGCAGGCCCUGGAGGGGCGGCUGCGGGAGCUGGAGCGGGGCAGGGCCGGGCUGAGGCAGGAGCGGGAUUCCCUGCGGGAGCGGCUGCGGGCCCUGGAGAGCAGCCGGCAGCAGCUGGGCCAGGAGUUCAUCAUCCUCAAGAGCAAUUACCUGGCCCUGGGCAGGGAGCUGGACAAGGAGGUGCUGAGGAACGAGGAGCUGACCCAGGAGCUGCUCAGCCUGGCCAAAGAGAGCAGCCACCCCCCUGGCUUGGCCCAUCAAUCCUCCCCAGGGCUGGGAGGGGGGAGAGCAGCGGGACACCCCCGCUCUGCUCGGAGGGGGAAGCCCGAGGAUGCAGCUGCCUCUGAACACGAGCAGCAGGAGCUGGAAAGAAACUUGCUUGGAAACCAGGAUCACAUAAAAGUGGAGCUGGAAAAACUGAAGAAAAGGCACGAUGAGCAGCAGCAGAAGCUGGAGGAGCGAGUGCUGGCGCUGGGGAAGGAGCUGCAGGAGGCCAAGGGAGCGGUUGGGGACAGCCAGCACAGGCUGGCACAGCAAUCCGCGGUGCUGCUCACGUCCCAGGGCCAGCUCCAGGAGGUGGAGGCGGAGAACUCCCGGCUGCAGCUGCAGCUGAAGGAGCUGAACGAGGAGUAUCGCUCCCGGCUGGCGCAGAACAUCAGGGACCUGGCGAACUACAUGGACAGCAAACCCAGCAGCGUGACAGGACACAGCAGAGCCCCAGCUGGCCACGCUGCCAUGAAGGACUUUGUGGACAGCAUGCUUGGGGACAUCCGAGCUUCCUACAGGUCCCGGGAGGAGCAGCUGGCUCGGGCAGCCCGGGGCUACAAGAAACGCAUGAAGGACUUGGCCAAGAAGCACGAGAACCUGCUCAUUGCCUACGGGCUGCAGCGGGAGCAGAUCCGUGCCCUGGGCAGCAGUGCCAUGGACUGCGGCCCUGCCGAGCUCCACUUGGCCAUCACAGACCCAGAGCUGCUCACCAACAGCUCCCGGGAGCUGAACCGCCUGCGGCAGCAAAAGGCAAAGCUGGAGAUGCAGCUCCAGGAGCUGCAGCAGAAAAGCCUGAAGGGAGCCUCUGCCUUUCCAGCGCCUCCGGAGCAGCAGCUGGAGGAGGAGGGCUGGGCGGAGGUCAGGAAGAAGCUCCGGGAAUUCACACUCAACACCCAGGAGGACCUGGAGCAGCAGAGAAGCCAGCUGCUGACUCGGGCUGUGGCUGCAGAGGAGCAGGUGUCGGAGCUGCAGGGGUACAUCGAUCAGCACCUGGCCAGGUACAAGCAGGAGCUGCUGCGGCUGAGGAACACCAGCGAGGUGCCCCCAGUGCCCGGUGCCAGGAGUGCCAGCCAGGAGCCAGAGCAGCCCCAGCUUUGGGAACAGCCCACCCCAAGGGAGGGCUAAAAUGAGACAAGACAACUGCAGCUCAUCUGUGCCCGCCAGGCUGCCGGAAUUCUGCUCCUCCCUGAGCACCCCCUUGCAUCCCAGGCAGCUCUUCCCUGCUGGGCUGCAGGGACAGGCUCCUGCUCCUGCUGCAACAUUGCUCCUGGAUGAGACCUGGACCUGGACCAAGGGCUGCUCCUGCCUCACUCCCCUCCCCUGUGGGACAGAACCAAGGCUGGCUCAGACCAGGAUUUGUUCUGGGCUUGGACAAAGGGAUGAGCUGCUCUUUUACUGUAAGGGUGGUGAAAGGCUGCCCAGAGCAGCUGUGGCUGUCCCUGGAUCCCUGGCAGUGCCCAAGGCCAGGCUGGACAGGGCUUGGAGCAGCCUGGGACACUGGGAGGUGUCCCUGCCC